AUGAAGAUCACUUACGUCCUCGCAGGACUUUUGUCCUUGACCGCUGCCUCUCAGGCAGAGUUGAUGCGAGUCAACCUUAAGAAGGCAGACAUCACUCCAGCAGAGCAGAUGCUGGCCUACUCCGAGACUGGCUCCUACAUGGCCCAAAAGUACUUUGGAUCCGUCCACCGCAAGAUGAAAACCGACGAGGCCAACCAGAUCAUUGGUCUCGAUGCGAAUGGAAAGCCCACCUACGGUGUCCCUCUCUCCAACUAUAUGAAUGCCCAGUACUAUGGAGAGGUUAAUGUCGGAACACCUCCUCAGACAUUCUCAGUCGUCUUUGACACGGGUUCGUCCAACUUUUGGGUUCCUUCGACCCAUUGCAACUCGAUCGCCUGUUUCCUGCACCGCCGAUUUGAUUCCGAAAAGUCAACCACCUUCCGCCCCAAUGGAACCCAGUUUGCGAUCCAGUACGGCAGCGGAUCGCUCGAAGGUAUCAUCAGCAACGACGUUGUCGAGGUCGGUGGAGCCGUCAUCAAGGGCCAGGACUUUGGCGAGUCAGUCAAGGAGCCUGGUCUGGCGUUUGCCUUUGGCAAGUUUGAUGGUAUCUUUGGUCUGGGCUACGACACCAUCUCUGUCCUGGGCGUCGUUCCUCCAUUCUACAGCCUGGUCAACCAAAAGCUGAUCGAUGAGGCCGUCUUUGGGUUCUACUUGGCUCAGGCUGAGGGUUCCACCGGCGGCCAGAUGACCCUUGGAGGUGUCGACUCGAACCAUUUCACAGGUGACCUGCAGUGGCACAACGUCCGUCGCAAGGGAUACUGGGAGAUCGACCUGUCCAAGAUCCAGCUCGGCGACGAGGAGGUUGAGAUGAACGCCGGCGCUGUCAUUGACACCGGCUCGUCCUUGAUUGUCCUGGCCACCGCGAUGGCCGAGAUGAUCAAUAAGGAGAUAGGUGCCAAGAAGAACUAUGCGGGCCAGUACACGAUCGAGUGUGAGAAGGUCCCCUCGCUGCCCGAGUUCUCGUUCUUCUUUGGAUCGACAAAGUACACCCUCCAGGGUUCUGACUAUGUCCUCAAUGCUGGAGGAUCGUGUAUCUCUGGCUUUAUGGGCAUGGAUUUCCCCGAAUCCCUGGGCGAUCUCUGGAUUGUCGGAGAUGUCUUCUUGCGCAAGUACUACAGCGUCUAUGACCUAGGCAAGAACCGCGUCGGCUUUGCUCCCUCCAAGUAG
This is a messenger RNA of Linnemannia hyalina, 1206 nucleotides long. Lineage: Eukaryota; Fungi; Mortierellomycota; Mortierellomycetes; Mortierellales; Mortierellaceae. The record is from the annotation of a GenBank genome assembly.